Adineta ricciae is the source of this 2298-nucleotide messenger RNA. Lineage: Eukaryota; Metazoa; Rotifera; Eurotatoria; Adinetida; Adinetidae. The record is from the annotation of a GenBank genome assembly.
AUGACCAAGGGCGGCAGCGGUAAAUCAAAAACACUAGGUCGUCUGAUAUUUGGUGAAAAGCGAAAACAGCAUGUAUCACCAGCUCGACAUCGUUCAUCGACGCGACAUGCCAGUAGUACAGCUGACAUUCCAUCGUCAAACGUUACCACAACGAAUAAGAAUUCUAUCGAUCUGCAUGAUUGGGCUAUGUGGCGCAUGCAGUUGAAUGAACAGAUGGGCUCUAGUAUGAACGAACGACGAUCCGAUCUCAAGCAAAUGCGACAAUUUCUACAGUCAAAUCCAUUCUAUCAGCAACACAGUCGAGAUCUAUCCAAUGGCAGAUACAAUGGCGUUCGUUUGCUCUUCUCAAUCCCACACACUAAACUAAAACCCGAGUUUCUCAAUGAGAUACAAGAAACAGCUCCGAGAACGAAUGAGAUCGGUGAUGCGGUUGUGUAUGAACAGAAGAAGAUUCGUUCAAAUAGUGACGAUCGAACAACUACCAGUGUGAAUUCACUUUCAGCAAUACAACCAAUGAUCGUUGAUAAAGCAGUUAAUCAGUUGUUGCCUAAAGCAUGCGUAGGAAACACAGGUGGUUUUCUUCAAACAAAUGAACAGAUGAUUGCUAUGGAGGGCAUACGUACCCGUCGAACCACUCGAAGUUCAUUUACUGCAUCGGAUCGAAUCCAUGCGACAUUACAAAAAGCAGUCAAAGAUGGGAAUGUCCUCGAGAAAAUCAAAGCAUUUGAAAUGCAAGCUGCUGCUGCGGCACAAGCUGAAUCAAUUCCAAGAUUGAAUGGAAUCAACUAUCGCAUGCAAACACUUCAAGCCGUGGCUCAACGAACAUUAAGUCCAGCAACAAUACAUCCUAUUCAACAAGUCGUGUCUCCUAUUCAAAUCCAAGAGCAAUCUCUUUAUCCGAAUCAACAAUAUCGAGAUGAUUUACAUGGAUUAAUGCCUGGUCAUAAAUCUCGCAAAGGUGCACAUGUUCUCGAGCCAGCUCAUGGCGAUAUAAUUCUCAAACGGCGACCACCUUCACAGAAAGCUGGUAAUGAGGACGAAUAUUCGGGCAUAGCGAUUAGUUCCAUGGCACUAACAGCCUCUCAAGGACAGCAUCGUAAUCAUCAUCAUCACCGCCGAUCGAGUGUCUCGCGUUCUCGUCAUCGGCAAGAAAUAGCAUAUGACAAACGCACGUCUAGUCGUCAUGAAAGUCAUUCACGUCGACAUUCUUCUAAACAAAAAGGAACAAGCACACCAUCGGCUAAAUUAUCAACACGUCAUCGUUGGCUUAAAGGACGAAAAGAAACACCUGUUGAAACUCCUUCGCGUCAAGGUACUAAUCCCGACAUUGCAAAUAACCGAUCAAACAAAACGAAAAAGAAAACUGUUGAACACGAGAAAGUUUAUGUAAAGAAGGCAACAAAAACUGUUGAGAAAGAAAAGUCUCCUUCGGAUAAUAAUCGCGUCUAUGGCGUACCGAAUGCCAGCGUUAUUGAACAUGCCAAAAUCGAAGAACAGCUCGUACGAGAGCAUGUUGAUAGAACGAGUACCUUGAUAGCGAUUAAAGAUGACGAUACGAGCCAAAAUAGGGCAUGCGACAUCGUUAUUCAACAGCGACAUACGAAAAACCAUCAACAACAAAAAUUAUCUAGUACAGACGGAGAUAUUUUGAACAAAGUCGAUGAAAACCCUCGAUCUACACGUUCCAGUGGUUAUCGUCAUCAUCACUCUGAACACGAUGGUGACGGCAAGGAUGGUCACAGCACCGAUGACGAUGUUUUUAUUGAAGAUAAGGUAGUUAAACCCAGACCGAAUCUUACGCGUCAUCAAUCUACCAUCAAUACAUCGAAAGCCGACUCUCGUCGCCUUCAACAACAAUCAUCGAGCGGUUUUCGUCGACAUGCCAGUCAAUGUUCAGCGGAUGAUGCACCUUUAUUAAAUUCGAUGGAGCUUAAGAAACAAAAAUCACCGCUGACGUUAAUCACUCGCACGAAUCCGACGAAUUGCGAUGAAGCUAUGACCUAUGAAACUCCGCAGUCCGAACAAAUUCAACCGCCUGUAUGCAACACUCACACAAUGAAGAAGAAACGUCCAUUUCAUACAAUAAAUACUGCUGGAUGUAGUAUAGCAAAUAAUCAGCAGAUGAGCAAACAGAUACUUCAUGCAAUUAUGAAUUCAAUGAACCAUAAUCAAGAACCUUUAUCAAACACUCCACCGCCAAUACCAGCGUCUCCAACGUCUGUUAAUGAUGAUUUUUUUGAAAAUGGGCCUCUUACGAAUCCUGAAGAAACUAUUGCGAAUAUGACACCUUCUUCUUAA